ACUCCAAACUUUUUACAAUUUUGCUCAAUGGUUUGAAACAAGGACCUCGCGGUAAUGUCCAUGUAUAAAAGGAAAAAGGCUGCUCGUGGCGGAAAGGAUAAAGAAGAAGCUGUGGAUGCUCAUACAGAUGUGGAUAAAUUGGUUAAUUUGACAGCCACUGUGAAGCCUCCAAAUCAUCUGGAGCUCUCUGAGACUGAGUUGAACGAGGAGUUUUGUAGAAUUCUGACAACAAGCAACCCGCAUGCUCCCAAAAAUGUUGUUUGCUUCAGCUUUAAGGAACGUUGCUAUAAGCCCCUCAGAUUUGUGGCUCAAACAGCUGUUCUCUUUAAUUUGGAGGGGAGCAUUGUUCACAAAGAUCAUAGCUACACUUUUGAGGAAGGAGGAGAAGGCAAAGAAGUUGUAGACGAGGAGAGACCAGACACUGCCGCCUCAAAACCCAAGAAAGAGGCAAAAGCUACAAAUCUAUUCUUCAUUGAAAGGGCAUCACAGACUCACAGAAAUGUUUCAAUGGAAAGAAGCUCUCAGACUGAGCCUCCUUCACGCAUCAACUUUUCUGCCACUGCAAAUCAAUGGAAAAUUUAUGACGCUUAUUUGGAGGAACUGCAGAAGCAAGAAAAAAAUAAAGAGAAGCAGAAAACCACACUAUUGAAAAAAGAUACUAGUGACAGCAAGAAGAAAGUGACACUGAUGGAGACCCGGAGGGAUGAUAUCUCUAAAGUGGAAAAGGUGGCCAAGAUCGUUGAACGAGCGAUCAACCGAGAUCUGAUGGAUGACAGAGCACUUAAGAUCUUUGGGGAUCACUCUCAUGAGUACAAAGACCAGGAGCUCUCCCUCUUCCCUCUGUGGAUGUUUCAGUACAACGCAGUCAGAAACUUGUCUGUCACUGCCCUCUGCUGGAAUAACAAAUACCUGGACCUGUUUGCCGUGGGAUUGCGAUCAUAUGAAUGCAGACAGGGAGAUGGUAUGGUUCUCUUCUUCUCCAUGAAGAACCCAACUGUUCCAGAGUACAUCUACUCCACACCCUCCGGGGUCUGUAGCCUCGACAUCCAUCCACACCACUCGUAUCUACUGGCAGUGGGCUUCUACGAUGGAUGCGUGGCCGUUUACAACUUGAAAAAGAAAGAACCGCACCCUGUUGACAGGAGUACGGUGAAGAAUGGCAAGCACACAGAGCCUGUCUGGCAGGUGCGCUGGCAGAAAGAUGAUAUGGAUGGCAACCAUAUUUUUUAUUCUGUGUCAGCUGAUAGCAGAGUGGUGUCCUGGACACUUGUCAAGCACAAGCUUAUUUCAACGGACAUUAUCAGACUGACGCUGAAAGGUGCUGCCUCUGAUGCACCACAUGCAGCACAGCGGUCCAACUUUUCUACUGGUAGGUCAAUGGACUUCAAUAAACAGAUUAAUAAUCUGUUUUUAGUUGGCACCGAGCAAGGGAAAAUUCAUAAGUGCUCGAAGAUUUACUCCAAUCUGUUCCUGGAGACUUAUGAGGCCCACAACAUGCCAGUGGAUACUGUGAAGUGGAACCACUUCCAUCCCAACAUCUUCAUUUCUUGCAGUUAUGACUGGACUGUUAAGUUGUGGGAGCACACCAUCAACACUCCACUGCUCACCAUUGAUCUUUAUGAACCUGUUGCGGAUGUUGCAUGGGCUCCUUACUCCUCCACUGUGUUUGCUGCUGCGACAAUAGAUGGAAAGGUUCACGUUUUUGACCUUAGUAUCAGCACAGAAGAGGCCAUCCACCAGCAGCAAGUGAUGGAAAAGGAGACCAAGCCGACACGCAUUGAGUUUAAUCCCAUCCAUCCCAUGAUUAUCGUGGGUGAUGACAAAGGGAAUGUUGCCAGCCUCAAAAUCAUCCCAAAUCCCCACGAGAAGCCUAAGGUGAAGAAGGACCAGGAGUUUGCCAACGGUCCAGAAGCAGAAGUAGCAAAGCUGGACAAGGUGGUCAACAAACUAUUGAUAUGGCUUGACAUAUAACGUGAUAUAGCUUAAUACAACUUACUGCAAUCAUUGCAGUCUUUUAUGGAUAUGUUGGAUCCAGGUUUGCACAAAUAAAAUAAA
Cyprinodon tularosa is the source of this 2055-nucleotide messenger RNA. Its product is annotated as dynein intermediate chain 1, axonemal-like. The record is from RefSeq and is a predicted model, not a curated record. Gene Ontology annotation, biological process: outer dynein arm assembly; cilium movement. Gene Ontology annotation, cellular component: outer dynein arm. NCBI's taxonomy places the organism in Eukaryota, Metazoa, Chordata, Actinopteri, Cyprinodontiformes, Cyprinodontidae. Gene Ontology annotation, molecular function: dynein heavy chain binding; dynein light chain binding.